AUCCGCAUGCCAGCGAGGAUGGAGGGUGCUGACGCUGUGUGACAAUAGGAGUAAUCGAGUUAAGCAACAUCUGUGCCGAGUAAACACAAUAACACGCUCGCCAAAGUGAGUCUAAACGGGCGGGAAAGCAGCUUUUGCGAGUAACAAGAAAGAGGGAGGCUGCUGUUUAACAAAGGAUUGGCUUCGAUGGGAGCUUUCAGCCGCCAGAAGUUUUUCCAGGAGCUCGCUCAUGGCUGCCUGUUGCCGACAGCCCAGCAGGGCCUGGAGCAGGUGUGGCAGCUGCUGCUUAUCUGUCUGCUGUGCCGCCUUCUCUGGAUGUUCGGCCUCCCCUCUAUUGUAAAGCACCUCGCCAUGGUGGUGGGAGGUUUCUAUGUCCUUUAUCUGUUUUUUGAGCUGCACAUGAUCUGGGUGGUCCUCCUCAGCCUCCUCUGCUACCUCUUCCUCUUCCUGUGUCGACACUCAACCAUGCGAGGCACAUUUCUUUCCAUCACUGUGCUCAUUUACUUGCUGCUGGGAGAACUACACAUGAUGGACACCACCAACUGGCACAAGAUGAGAGGUUCACAGAUGGUGGUGGCCAUGAAAGCCAUUUCUCUGGCCUUCGAUCUGGAUAGAGGUGUCGUGGACACUGUACCCUCACCCAUUGAAUUCAUGGGUUACAUUUACUUUGUUGGAACAGUCAUCUUCGGCCCGUGGAUCAGCUUCAAUUGCUACAAAGAGGCUUUAGACGGGCGUAGGAUUAGCUUUUCAUGGUUAUUCAAAGUGUCUUUUAGCUGUCUUAAAAGUCAGAUCUGCCUCGUUCUUUCCAAUUGUGUGGCUCCUUACCUCUUCCCUUAUUUCAUCCCUGUCUAUGGAGAAAAAUUACUGAGAAGCAAAAAAAGGAGGAAAAUCAGAGAUACCCUAGCAAAGUGGUUACUGGCAUAUGAAAACACAAUGUCUUUCCACUUCAGCAACUAUUUUGUUGCUUACCUGAGCGAGACUACAGCCACACUAGCUGGGGUGGGUUUCACUGAAGAGAAAGAAAACCUCAAAUGGGAUCUGGCAGUGUCAAAGCCACUGAACGUUGAGUUUCCCCGAUCAAUUGUAGAAGUGGUCACUUCAUGGAAUUUGCCCAUGUCAUGCUUUCUCCACACAUAUGUGUUUCAGAGUGCUGUCAAAUUUGGGACUUUCUCUGCCAUUAUGGUGACAUAUGCUGCCAGCGCCCUUCUGCACGGUCUGAGUUUUCAUCUCGGUGCUGUGCUGAUGUCUCUGGGCUUCAUCACCUACAUUGAGCAUGUGCUGCGGAAGAGACUAGCUGACAUUUUUAAUGCCUGUAUCCUGUCCAAGAAAUGUCAGCCAAACUGCAGCCACCAGAACAAAAAGGCUCUAUGGGUGCACAUAAUCAACAUAGCAUUCAGCGCUCUGGCAAUACUACAUCUGACAUACUUGGGUUCAGUGUUUAAUUCCAGUGUUGACUACAUGGAGGAGGAUGAGGAUGACAUAACCCACCAUACCAUUCAGAAGUGGUCCGAUCUAAGCUGGACAAGCCACUGGGUCACAUUUGGAUGUUGGAUAAUGUACCGCCUCAUUCUUUAAAACUGAGAAAGAGCGAAAGGAGCAAUAAUGUGAUUUAUUUUCUCCUCUGUGACUUUAAAGUACAUCAGGGUGGGGAGAACUAUAGUCAAUACGCAGAUUAGUGUCAUCCUGACCUGCUGGGGACUCCUUUUGAUAUACACGCCGCUCUCCUUCCUCUUUUCCUCUCGAUGACACCCUCUUUUUUUCCAAUCUGAGCCACUGCAGUCGUCAAGCGCUCAUGUUGUGACAGCAGUUUCUGAUGUCUCCCUGCGAGUCACAAUCAAUACCUAUCAGCAUGGUGGAAAUCAGCUCCUUCUUUCUGACGAUUGAGCCGUUAUCUCGCCCUCGGAGGCUACUGCGCCAGUUUCCUUCACCUCAAAUGUUUCAUGAUUUUCUAUUUGCCAUGUCCCCUUAAGGAUUUUGAAAUUGCACAAUGUUCUUAUGUUCAGUGCUUCCUAAAUCACAAGGGUUCUCAGCAGCAGACCUGUGAGUUUACACUAGGAUGAGAGCACAGAGUAUGUAUAGUUCAAUAUUUGUGUAUCUGUAGAUUAUUUUCAUACUAUAUGAGUUAAAAAUGGUUUUCCAAAGCCUAAAAUGACAUCCUAAAAAUGAAUUAUUACAUACAGUAGUAUUUAACCAAACGGUAAUACUGGUUUUGUCUUUUUCAGAUGGAGUUAGAAGUUUGUAAUCUUCUUUUGUAAUUUUUACAUUUAGAAAGUCAAAUCAGAAAAGGUAUGUAUCGUGGUGAAAUUUAGUAAUGUUUUUUUUUAAAUACAUUUCAAAUACAGAGGUACUUUGAAUUUUGUUAUUAAUCCGUUCCUGAGGGUUAGUUAGUUUUUCCUUUUUUAUCAACUUUCUUUAGCCCCAUGAUGGUUAUUUGCAGUUACUUAGUGGCUUAGUGGUUAGAUUCUCUGCCCUGAGAUCGGUAGGUUGUAAGUUCAAACCCCGGCCGAGUCAUACCAAAGACUUUACAAAUGGGACCCAUUACCUCCCUGCUGGGCACUCAGCAUCAAGGGUUGGAAUUGAGGGUUAAAUCAUCAAAAAUGAGUCCCGGACGCGGCCACUGCUUCCACCCACUGCUCCCCUCACCUCUCAUGGAGUGAACAAGGGAAUGGGUCAAAUGCAGAGGACACAUUUCACCACACCUAGUGUGUGUGUGACAAUCACUGGUACUUUAACUUUAAGUUGUACUCAAAAAAAGCACAGCGACUGAGAGUCACCUGAUCUGUUUCUGGCCAUUUGAUUCCACGGAAUGCAGGCAAAACCAAGUUUAGUGAACAUUUUGAUCAUAAAACAAAUCAUAGAAAAAGUAGAGCAUAUGAGCAAACUGAGGUAUCACUGUACUCUUCAUAUUAAAAAAUAUUUCAAUCAAGGUAUGGCACAUUACUUUUAAACCCUCUGAUUUAAUUUAUAUAUAGUGCCGUCAAAUGAUUAAAAUAUUCAAAUCAGAUUAGUCACACUUUUGAAUUUGGGUUAAUCGUGGUUAAUCACAAUUAUCACUCGCUUGCAUAAUUUCAAAAAACCCUAAACAUAUUUUAUUGUCAAAAUGUCAUGCAGGAACAUUUUAAAGUGUUUUACUUGAAUGCAGUUAAUUUAUUUGCUAAAAAAAGUUGUAACAGUUGUAUCUAAAGUCCUGUCAGCGUUUAUUUCAGAGUGAAAUUUGCCAGCAAGCACACCAUCCUCACUCAUCUUUGCAUUGACAUAUGCAUUGACCUUAUAUCAACCCUCAGCCUUUCCGGUAACCAUCUGCGGUUAUGGUAAAAAACAUGUACGGUCAAAAUAAAUUGUGCCAUUAAUCUGUGUAUCCACAUGAUUAAUGCGAUAUUUGUUGUGAGUAAUUUAUUUUUGACAGCCAUAUUUAUGUAUAUUUAGUUUUAAUAUACAGUCUGUCAUGUUGGGACUUUAUCCUGCAUAUAGUUUAUGCUGCACUCUGCACUACAAGUGAUCACCUGAAGAAAUGAAAUGACCUAUUUUGUCAGACUAGGUUUAACAGUCUCUGUAUUUGUGACGUCAAAAGGAUUUGCAUCCUGACGAGCUCUCAACGUGUUAGAUCAGAGCCUGAGUGUUCAGUCUCUGUACAACCAAACCCUAUUCAAGUAUUUUCAGUAUGAAUAUAGUUCCUGUAAAUGUGAAUUCACUGACACACCUGUGAUCAUUGUUUUAUAAAAAUUUUAAUGAA
Molecule: messenger RNA, 3733 nt
Organism: Nerophis ophidion (straightnose pipefish)
Lineage: Eukaryota; Metazoa; Chordata; Actinopteri; Syngnathiformes; Syngnathidae
Product: protein-serine O-palmitoleoyltransferase porcupine-like
Exons: 15
Coding region: 187-1575 (462 amino acids)
Biological process (GO): protein palmitoylation; canonical Wnt signaling pathway; lipid modification
Cellular component (GO): endoplasmic reticulum; membrane
Molecular function (GO): Wnt-protein binding; palmitoleoyltransferase activity
Source: RefSeq, a predicted model, not a curated record